AUGCACGGUGGAAACUUCCACAACCAUCCAGACGCGGAAGUGGUCGCGGUGUGCGACAUGGACCCGGAACUCCUUGCGAAAGCGGGAGAGCAGUUUAGGGUACCCGGGUAUCCAACAAUUGAGGAACUCUUGGCAAAUUGUGAUGUGGAUCUUGUGCUUCUCAUUGUUAAUGAGACUCGGCGCAUCCCGCCGCUGCAUCAGUUGCUUAAAGCCGGACAGAAUGUGUUCACAGAGAAACCUCUCUGUGGAUUGGAGGGACAAGAUCGAUUGCGUGAGGAAGACCUCCAAAUUGCGGCACCUGCUAUCGCAACGUGGCGCGACUCUCAUCUAAAAUUCGGGAUCGAUUUCAACUACCGAUUUAUGCACCAUUUUCGUAAACUGCAUGAUGAUGUUGCCGAAAAUCGGUUGGGUGAGAUCAAAAUGGUACACGCCCGUGCCCAUUUCAACUGUUGGUCCCAUGUUAUAGAUCAGAUCCUCUGGACGGUAGGGAGACCCGAAUGGGUGAGUGUUGUCGGGGAUCCGAAUGAAGCCGGUGGUUGGGGACGUUUAAUUCAUAUCGGCUGGGAGAAUGGCAUCAUCGGUUCCCUUAGCGGCACAAACCUAUGGGGUUACGACGAUCAUCCGCUUCGAGUUAAGGUUCUUGGCGAUGAAUUUUAUGCCGAGGCAAAAGGGCUGGAGGGUUCGUACUGCCGGCGAAAAGUGAAUAAUUCUGAAAUAGAGGAAGUCUGGGAAGCCGAGGCUGAUAGUCCAGAGAUGCCAGAGUCUUUCAAACGGAUGGCUGAUGGCGUGGUUAAAGCAAUGCAUGCCGACACACCCUUCCCCGCUGAUGGUGAAGCGGCGUGGAACGAACUGCUCUUUGAGGCGGCAGUCCACAGGUCAGCCUUGCAGAACAAUGCCCGCGUAUUUCUGAAAGAUGUUGAAGAAGAAGCAAGUGCCUAA
Geodia barretti is the source of this 939-nucleotide messenger RNA. The record is from the annotation of a GenBank genome assembly. Lineage: Eukaryota; Metazoa; Porifera; Demospongiae; Tetractinellida; Geodiidae.